Molecule: messenger RNA, 2169 nt
Organism: Plasmodium gonderi
Lineage: Eukaryota; Apicomplexa; Aconoidasida; Haemosporida; Plasmodiidae
Product: tRNA pseudouridine synthase
Exons: 1
Coding region: 1-2169 (722 amino acids)
Biological process (GO): tRNA pseudouridine synthesis
Molecular function (GO): RNA binding; pseudouridine synthase activity
Source: RefSeq, a predicted model, not a curated record
AUGAAUCCAGUCUUUUUACUUCUAUACCUUAGCGUGCUUUUAAAAUUAAAAAUCAAAAGUAAAAGAACAAUCAAGAAGACACUUAAAGUGAAAUGCAUACGUUUGCGCAACCAUUUAGAGAAAAAAUAUUUCGUAGGAAUCAAGUUGCAUAAGAUAAAAAAUGAAAAAAAAUGUAAAAUGACGCUACAUAGUGUCGAAGAAAUAGCACAUGAGGCCGACCAGAUAAGCACCACUAAUCCACCUGACCAGAUAAGCAUCGCAAAUUCACCUGACCAGAUAAGCAUCGCAAAUUCACCUGACCAGAUAAGCAGCGCAAAUUCACCUGACCAGAUAAGCAGCGCAAAUUCACCUGACCAGAUAAGCAGCGCAAAUUCACCUGACCAGCCAAGCCAAAGAGGAAUUCAAAACCGCGCGAAAUUGACAAACUUAAUUUUAAUCAUUGACUAUGAUGGGACAAAUUACAGCGGAUGGACAGGUCUGGAAAACGAAAGCGAAAUUUAUUUAAAUGCAACGAAAAAUUAUAAGCAUAUAACGAGUGAGAAGAAAAAAAAUGAGAAAUCAAAAUAUAAGAAUACAGUGCAAAACACUAUACUAAAUUGCAUACUAAGAAUACAUGGCUAUGGAAAUGAUUUGAACAAAUUUAAUGAAGAUAUUUCCACUCAUUUAAAACCGUUCGAUUUUAUAGGUGUAAGUAGAACGGAUAAGGGAGUUCAUGCAAAAGAGUAUGUGUGUCAAUACAUAUCAUAUGAGAAAACUCCUCCAUGUGAAGGAAAUAUGAGUAAAAUAAAGAAAGCAUUAAAUAGCUUACUAAAUAAAGAUAUAAAAAUAAUAGGUGUCUUAAAUGCACCAUUUCACGAUUUCAAUGUAAGAUAUAAUAAUUGUGGAAAAAUAUAUACAUACAAUUUUGAUGUUCGAAUUCCUAGCCAACCCUUAGAAAGGAAUUAUGCAUGGCAACUGUAUGACGAUCCCAGAUUUUCCUUUCUUCUAAGGGGGAAGAAAGCAAAAAAGAGAAAAAUAAAGAAAGAAGAAGUGGAAGAAGCAGACGUGGAAGAAGCAGGAGUGGAAGAAGCAGGAGUGGAAGAAGCAGGAGUGGAAGAAGCAGACGUGCAUGAAUCAGACGUGCAAGAAGCAGACGUGCAUGAAGCAGACGUGCAAGAAGCAGACGUGCAUGAAGCAGACGUGCAUGAAGCAGACGUGCAAGAAGCAGACGUGCAUGAAGCAGAAGUGGAAGAGCAAAAAAAGAGUCAUAAUAAGGAGGGGAACUCUUUCAAUUCUGGCACAACUGAACAGACAUGUAAACAUAAUAAUAAAAACACAAACGGAUCUUCUAUUAUAUCUCCUUGUGAAAAACAAAAUGUAAUUUUCCAUUCUGAUAACAAUAUCAUUGUUCAAGAUGAUUCAUUUAACCAUGUUUGUGGUGAAAAAAUAUCUUCAACCAUUAGCGAUACUUCAAAUGACAAAACUGUGAACAAGACAUCGAAUACUCAUGCACAGAAGGAUGAUGUGUUGUCUCCAAAUUUACAAAACCAUCGGAAGGCAACCAGCACGAACUAUGAAAAAAAUUCUUACCAUUCAGGCAAAAAAACUCUUACGCUUGAGGAAUAUAUUUAUGAAAAGAUGACUUGUUGCAAUUCGAAUGAGAAGAGAGAAGAGCUCCCUUGUAGUGAUAGUGAGGAUGAUGCAGGAGAAAAAACGAGAAAGAAAAACAAAGGGGAUGUGACUCAUUGUUUGAACAUCAUAAAAGGCAAAGGGGGAAAAAAAUUGACAAUAUCAUGUGAUAUAGAUAAAAUAAAAAAGUGCUCCAAAUUAUUCAUAGGUUAUCACAACUUCGAAUGCUUUCGAGGAACACUAAAAGGGACUGAAAAAUUGAAAAAAAUUAAUACUUUCUGUAAUAUUUAUUUUCUGGAUUUAUACGAAUUAAAAAGUAAUAUUUAUCAGUUUGUCAUUCAGGGAGACAGAUUUCUCUAUCACAUGAUUAGAAUAAUUGUUGGUACUCUCCUUCAGGUCGGGGUUGGUCUUUUACAAUUUCAGGACGUGUGGGAAGCGUUAUAUCUUAGCAAGCCCCUCAAGGUGAAAUUAUGUGCACCACCCCAUGGCCUCUGCCUCUCCAAAAUUUUGUUCUGCACGGAUGUUCAGGAGAGAAUUUCCACAGCUCUGCUGUCUCAUUAG